Messenger RNA from Cataglyphis hispanica, 3406 nucleotides. It is a transcript of the gene fwe, whose product is annotated as calcium channel flower. The record is from RefSeq and is a predicted model, not a curated record. Gene Ontology annotation, cellular component: membrane. Bases 132 to 692 code for a protein of 186 amino acids. Lineage: Eukaryota; Metazoa; Arthropoda; Insecta; Hymenoptera; Formicidae. Gene Ontology annotation, biological process: vesicle-mediated transport. The transcript is spliced from 6 exons.
UGAAACUAGCGGGUCGAUUUUUCCAUGCAUCGACCAACAUCCAACAUCAACAGAUAUCGGAUAUCGGUGGACAUCGGCCAGCGGUGCUGUCAACGAUCUCAGCUGACGAGGACGAAAGGACAACAUCGAACAUGUCGUUUGGCGAAAAAAUAGCAUCGAUUAUGCAGAGGCCUGGACAGGACCCUGUUGCCAAGGAUGAUGCUCCUUGGUGGAUGAAGUACGCUGGUCGUGGACUCGGUACCGUAGGCAGUAUAAUUGCAAUCUUUCUCGGAGCUUGGAAUUGCGCGUCGAUACUAUUUGGUCAGAUUGACUGUUUAAUUGGCGGUAUGUGGCAAAUGAUUGCCGGUUUCUUAGUUGUAAUGAUUGAAGCGCCUUGCUGCUGCUUGUUCAUCGACUUUGUACAGAAUUUAAGUGACUGGGUGGAGAAGAAACCAUAUUGGAAUAGAGCAGCUGGAUAUUGUUUAAUAGCGUUGCCAGCAGUCUUCCUAUGUCCAGGAAUGGGUAGUAUAUUUGGCAGUGGUUUGAUAUUUACAACGGGUAUAAUAUAUGGAAUGAUGUCCCUGGGUAAAAAAGGAUCCAGGCCCGACCCAGCAGGAACGUCGGGCGUGGGUUCCCCACAAAGUACAGUGCCUCCUACUACAGAUCACCAUACUACUCUCAUGGAGGAUCCUGACGUCUGGAGGCCUACAUAAAUCAUCAAAUAUUCAUUGCACCACUUCACUAACCAGGGCACCUUUUGGCGAAAUGAGAACAGCAGCAAUGGAUAUUCAAGCUCCAGCAUCAAGCAUGCGGUCCACACUAGUUGAAAAUACUCAGCCGAUUGGUUUGAGCAGUACCCCAAGUAGUAUCGUUUGAAUCAUUAGGAACUAAUUGGGUGAGCAAUCCAACGUUUUAUGUGAAUGAUUGUGAGUGAUAAUUAAUCAUCCAAGUAAAUAUCAGUAACUGAGCCCACGAACAUGCUUUCAUUUCAUUUUAGCUAUAACAUUGAUACAUAUUGUAAUUCCGAUAAUUCUAAUAGUAUCUUUAGACAACAUUCAUUAUUCGUUGAAUCUUUAAGAUAAUAUUGAACAUAAAUUGUAUCAUGGAUGUGUAGAUUCAAAUAUGUUAUAAUUUUAAAAAAUUCUGAAAAAAAAUUUUCUUAACCUUAUUAUCUAAUGGGCUUUUUCUGAUUUAAAAAGACUUGCUCUAAGAAUUGGUCAAUUAAAGAGAACAAUUGUAUGCGUUUAUUACAUUUUAUGUUUGUAUCAAAUGUGAGCAAAAUGAAAUGAGAUAUUCUAUUACGAGAAUAUAGUAUGGAAGAAUUUGUUGCUUCAUUUAGAAUAAUGCCAAAGUCAAAGACUGUCAUAGAGGAUGAUGUUGUUCAUGGGCCUAGUUAUCCAUAGGCCCAUUUGUCCACUGUAUGUCAUAAGACGUUAACGAGCAAAACAAUAGAAAAUUGUAAACGAUCAUGUAACUUGUUUUUAAUGUAAUGUAUAAAAGCGCUUUGCUUUGGAGAGAGAUGAUUUUGUUAUAGAUUAGUUAAGUAAACAUACAGCAAAGACAAAAUUGAAUAAUAUUUUCGUUAUUAUUUCGCAUUCAAAUUGUAAAACAGAUUGUUCUUAAAAUAUUAUAAAAACAGAGAAAUCAUUAUAUAUUAGUAUUAUGAUCCUUUAUAAUAUAUAGAUAAGCUUCUCUCUGCCAAAUAAACUAUAUAUGCAUCAAGUUUAAAUGUUUUAAGAUAACAUUGUUACACAUUUAAACAGUUUUAUAAUUUUUAUUGGAUAAUUUAUAAAAAUUUACAUCUUACAGAUUACUUUAAUUUUUACAUGUCAUUAAGAUUAAAAUUUGUCAUAAUUAAAGUACUUUGUGCAUAUAUAAUUAUUAUUCAAAAAUUACAACAUUUUAACAGGACAUGUUUAGAACCAGAAAUAACUUCCAUAUGAUUCUUAUAGUGAGGUAUACGUUUUUGUAAAUAAUUACUUGAGUGUGUAUAGUGCUGUAAACUUAAUUAUUAUAUGACCAGCUGAUAAAAUUGUGAAUGUGCAGGAUGAAUUAAUGCUUCAGUGCUUGUUUUAAUAGUUGUAAUCUAAGGAUUUGGUGAAUAAAAAAUACGAAUCCGUUUCGUCUUUCCUCGCCAUGUGUGUAUUCGAAUUAUUUUACUUCUUGCUGUUAAAACAGAGUGAUGUAAUACUUUUUGCGCGUGUUUAUAUUAUUAGAAAAAAUACGCGCAUGCAGUGAUACCUUAUUGUGCGAUAUGACAGAGAUUUAUUCUUUGCUAUUUGGCACAUUUCUUAUAUAUAUGAUAAAUUCUGUAUAAUCACAAAUAUUGCAUAUAUAUAGAUUGUAUCACACAUUAAAUUUUAAUAAGUUCUUCCAUUUUUUUGAUAUAUAAAUUAAGAGUCAAGUUUUCCUUAAGAAAAGAAAAUACCAAGCCUCUCUUGAAGAAUCCCGAAAUGCUUAUAAUUGUGUAACACUUUGUAUAUAUGCAUUAAUUUUCACAGAUGCCUAGCACAGUUUCUAAUAUUUCAUUUAAACAAUUGAAAAUGUGUGUGUGGAUUUUGUAAGUACAAUUCUAAAGUAUUCAAAUAUUGUGAGUAAAGGCAUUUGUGGCACUUGGCGUCCUUAAUGUGAAUAUUUCGACAUUAUUCUAUUUUAUUCUGAAUUACUGAUAUUAAAUGUGCCAGAAAUGCUUCUUAGGAAGCAUCUAAAUCAAAUUCCGAUUAAUUUAUCGAUAAUAUCUGCAGUAUUUUGUUAAUAUACAUGGAAAUAUUAAUUUUUUGUCAUAUUUGACAUAUAAAAGAUUUGAUUAGGAACGAAUAAUAAUAUAAUUCGAAAUUUUGAUGAAUUCUGUAGAUAAUUCUAUUAGUUAAGUUAAUCACCUCAAUUAAGUUGAUCGGAAUUUUAUCAAAAUUGUAUCCUUAAUCAUCAUCAUCAUCAUUCUUUAUUAGUUAUAUUUGUUUAUAAUACUUGUACUGAUACUGAUUAAGUUUUUUUUGCCUUAUAUUUAAGUUAGAUUUUGUUUUGCCACACAUUUCUAUUUAUAAUUUAUUUAAAAAGCAAUAUAUUUAUAUUAUCAUUUGGCUUUUACUUGAUUUUCACAUUAUAAUUAAUUAAAUAUAUCAAUUGUUGAUAUAAUUAUUCAUACAUAUAGAGGUAAUUAUCUAUAGCUUAUUUUACAUAAUCUUUUAAUUAUAAUAAUUUAUUUCGUAUAUAUUGAAAGAAGUGUGAUUAUUCAUAAUAAAAUAAAUCCUUGUGAUUAAUAUUGUUCCAUGUACAUACAUGUGCAUAUGCACACAAAUACAUAGUACAAACAUACAAUAUAUACUAUCUAUAGAAAAAUAUCAAUGUAUUGAAAGUAUGUAUGAUGUGUCUGUUAUACAAGUAUAUACAGGAUAUUCCACUUUUAAAAUAAAUCCUUAUUGGCAAA